Molecule: messenger RNA, 6890 nt
Organism: Sorex araneus (European shrew)
Lineage: Eukaryota; Metazoa; Chordata; Mammalia; Eulipotyphla; Soricidae
Gene: ZNF445
Product: zinc finger protein 445
Exons: 7
Coding region: 328-3435 (1035 amino acids)
Biological process (GO): regulation of DNA-templated transcription
Source: RefSeq, a predicted model, not a curated record
CGGAGGUUAAGAGCGGGCGGUGGGCGUGAGGCCGGCGCGGCGGCCGUAGGUCCGAGUGUCCGGUGUCCGCGCGAGUCGGCCACUGCGCUUUCUUCCUGCACAAGUGAAGGUGAUUCCAGCUGACAGGGUGCAGUUGCUUCACCUCAUUCCCUCUGGCCUUCUGAAUAGUAAAACUGGCUAUUUCAGUCUCUUGCCAGUGACAUCGUGUAUUCCAGCGAAUGGCAUUGUCCGUCGAGGCACUAGCCACAGAGCUUCCAAGGGCCCAGCAGUGACACGGCGGAUUCAGGCGUGGUGUGCAGCCUGCUGGGUGGGUCACGAGCUGCCACCAUGCCUCCGGGCAGGUGGCACGCCGCCCGCCCGGCCCAGGCCCAGGCUCAGGCUCUGCGGGAGCGGGGCCGACUGCAAGUGGUCAAGAAGGAAGACGACGACGACGGCUUCGCGUCCAUGCAGGCUGCCAGGCCACAGACGCUCAAUCGGCCCGGCCAGGAGCUGUUCCGCCAGCUCUUCCGGCAGCUUCGCUACCACGAGUCCUCCGGGCCCGUGGAGACUCUGAGCCGGCUCCGGGAGCUCUGCCGCUGGUGGCUGCGGCCCGAUGUGCUCUCCAAGGCCCAGAUCCUGGAGCUGCUGGUGCUGGAGCAGUUCCUGAGCAUCCUGCCCGGGGAGCUGCGCACCUGGGUGCAGCUGCAUCACCCCGAGAGCGGCGAGGAGGCCGUGGCCCUGCUGGAGGAGCUGCAGAGGGACCUUGAUGGGACCCCACUGAGGGACCCCGCCCCUGCCCAGAGCCCAGAUGUGCGUUGGAUGGGGACAGGAGCCCUGCAGGCGGCACAGGUCUGGCCCUCUGCCUCACCUCUCAGGAGCAGCUCCGCUCGGGGGGACCACCAGGAGCCUCUCUCUGAAACGGGGAUGCACGACUUCCCGGCUGGACCGUCUGAGCCUCCUGCUGCUCAGGUGCCUGCCCUGUUCCAGAUAGAAGGGAGCCCCGAGGAGCAGGAGGCUCUGACAUUUAAGGAUGUGGCGGUGACCUUCUCCCAGGAUGAGUGGGGGUGGCUGAGCCCGGCCCAGAGGAACCUGUACAAGGAUGUGAUGCUGGAGAAUUACAGGAAUGUGACUCCUUUGGUGGGACCAUGCACCAAGCCUGCUCUCAUCUCCUGGUUGGAAGCAAGAGAGCCAUGGGGCCUGAAAGCCCAGGUUGCUCAGCCGAAGGACAGUCCAGCUGCUUCCUCUGCAGGUGAGCUUCAGAUCGAAGCCAACAAGUCUGUCUUAAAGCAUGCACCCGUGGAAGAAGCAGAAACACCAGGGGUGCCCUCAAGAUGUCCUGCAGCAGGAGUUUCUGAGGAGAAAGGACUCACAGUGUCUUUUGACCAGAAAAGGAGAUUAAAGGAGCCAGUCGAAAACCCCGUUCAGGUGAGCGUCAAGAAAGAAGAUGCCGGUUUCAGCCAGGAGACAGGAAAAGAAGCUGAAGAAUUAGGAAUAAGCAAUAAUCUUAAUCUAAAAUAUGUUACAUACGUGAGAGUUCCCAGGAGAAAGAGAUCCCUCAAGCACGGUUUGAGCGGCAGGCACUUCAGAGGGAGUUCAUACCACUACGACCACAAGGAGUUUGGGAAGGGGUUUCGACGCGUGAUCAGCACUUUCAGCCUACACCCGAGAAUCUUUGCUGGCCUGAAAGGGAGUGCAAAGGAUGCAUGUGGGAAAAACUUCAGCCUCAGUGCUCAUCACCAGCUGGGGCAGACACUGCACAGAAUGGGGACGUUGUAUAAAUGCAGUGACUGUGGCAGGACCUUCAGCUGUAGCUCCUACCUUGCUUGCCACCAGCGACUCCACACUCAGGAGAAGCCCUUCAAAUGUCGGGUGUGCGGAAAGGCCUUCAGGUGGAGCUCAAACUGUGUGCGGCACGAGAAAAUUCACACUGGAGUCAAACCUUAUAAAUGCAGUUUCUGCGACAAGGCGUUCCAGCGCUUGUCUGCCUACCGCCUGCACCAGGAAACCCAUGCUAAGCAGAAAUUUCUAGACUGCAAUAAGUAUGAGGAAGCUCUCACCUAUGGUCCCUUGUUCCUUCAUCAUUUGAGGGACCAGACUGGGGAGAAACUCUUUGACUGUAACCAAUGUAGAAAGUCCUUCCACUGUAAGUCCUAUGUACUUGAACAUCAAAGGAUUCACACCCAGGAAAAGCCCUAUAAGUGCUCCAAAUGUAGAAAAACCUUCCGGUGGAGGUCAAACUUUACGCGUCACAUGAGACUACACCACGAAGAAAAGUUCUAUCAAGAUCAGGAGCCCCACAGAGAAGAAGAGUUGCAUCAGGAUCAAGAAGAGUAUGGGGAAGACUUCAGGCAGCCCUCCAGCUACAGCCAGCCCCAGAAUGCCCCCACGGAGGACAAGGCUUUUCUGUGUCAGCAGUGUGGGAAAACUUUUAUUCGAAAGAAGUCUCUUAUUAAUCAUCAGAAAACUCACACAGGUGAGAAAUCAUACCAGUGCAGUGAAUGUACAAAGGAGUUCACUCAUAGGUCAGCUUUUGUUUUUCACAAGAAGCAGCAUGCCAUGGAGAGGAAAUCCGAGGACGAACCGUCUUUCAGUCAGGACACAUCAUUCCAAGCUCCCCAGAGCAGUCACACGGCAGAAGAACCCUACAAAUGUGGCCAGUGUGGCAAGGCUUUUCGUAACCACUCGUUCCUUCUCAUCCAUCAGCGAAUCCACACCAGAGAGAAGCCAUAUAAGUGCAGGGAGUGUGGGAAAACUUUCAGAUGGAGCUCUAACCUCUCUCGACAUCAGAGGAUCCACACUUUGAAAAAACAGUACGAGUACCAUGAAAGUGAAAACCUCACCAGCAUGCAGCCACAAAUCACCCCCGAUGGAAAACCCUUCUGGUGCCAAGAGUGUGGCAAAUCCUUCACCCGGAAGAGGUCUCUUUUAGACCAUAAGGGAAUACACAGUGGAGAGAAACGCUACAAGUGUAACUUGUGUGGGAAGUCCUAUGACAGAAAUUACCGCCUCGUUAACCAUCAGAGAAUCCACACUAAAGAGAGACCAUUUAAAUGCCAGUGGUGUGGGAAAGAUUUCAUUGGGAGACAUACCCUCAACAUCCAUCUGAGAAAGCAUACGCGAGUGAUGCAGGCUGAAUGUGACCUGCUCGGGUUGUCGUCCUCGCAGGACACGGGGUUGAGUUUGCAAGGACUCAAGCCGAGUGGGGAGAAGCCCCUCGAAGCUCGUGAGGAGAGUCGUGAGCAGAGCCCCGUACUCCCUGAAAUCCAGGGCAUGUCCCCCGGGAAGAAGUGCCACAAGUGUAGCACGUGUGGGAAAACGUUUGAGAAGAGCUCACAGCUCACAAGCCACAAGAGAUUCCAUACUCGUGAGAGGCCCUUCAAAUGCAGGGAGUGUGGGAAGACCUUCAGGUGGUCUUCCAAUUUGGCACGGCACAUGAAGAACCACGUCAGAGAUUAGGCUGGAAUGGGACUGGGGUGGGGGUCGGGGCGGGCGCCUCACUGCUGUCCCCAGGGAAGCGUGCUGAAAACUCGUCUGAAUGUGGAGGAUUGAAGAACUCGGGGUGCUGCCUGGCCUGCCCUUUGGGAUGGGAGAUUCUGGGGCAGGGUCAGAACAGGUCUCCGAGCCCUCACGGUGCCCCCUCUGGAGCCAGGUCUCCUUCAGGAGCUCUGAAGGCAGGGACCGUCGCCUUUUGUGGCAGGACAAAAUGUCUGGCUGCUGGGAGGGGCCUGUGGGAUCCUGAGUUUCUUUUUGGAUGAGGCCUGUGGUGUGUCCAUCAGACCGUUCAAGCAGCAGCACUGACCAUUCCCGGGGUACCCAGGUGCCUCCUGGGGAGUCCCAGUGGCAUGAAGUCUGUCGCCUGCACUGCCAGCUCUGCCUGCCUGCCGCCGGCAGAGAUCUGGGUCAAGCAGUGAGUGGGCGAGGGCAGAGUGCUCGGCUCCGUCACCCAGGAACCUCGGAGCUCGGGCCGGAUCAGCCCACAGGUACGGUGGCAGCAGUGGUCUGGCGAGUCCCCACAGAAUACCUCCUGUGUGCCGGGCACUGUGGCAACAGUGACCGGAGCAGGAAAUUUUAUAUAUGUUGUUUUUGGUGUCUUGUAUCUUCAGUUAUAAACAGAUGGACCAAUGAGAUGUCGGGUAUUUGGGGUGGCCCUGUGUAUUCCAGAUGAAAUAAUUCAGAGCAGGGGCCUUUCGGGCCAGAUGCUGGAGAUAGAAUCUGGACUGAUCGCCUCCGGGGGUGUCAGGUAAGCCUUGCGCCCAGCAUGGAACAGAGCCAUCUGUGACAGCAGGGCUCCAGGGACCGUGGAUGGUGCCACACGGCAUUGGGGUCCUCGGUGGGACCGAGCCACCUCCCUCUGUAGGAGAGCUGGAGCUUUGCAGCAGUUUUGACUUGAGGCAGAUACGGUGUGAAUCUGAGUCGCAUUUUCAUGGGUGAAUCACAGCCCUCAGAACUCGGGGAAAUGGCAGACCUGAAAUUCCGUGCAGUUACCCUUCUGCCAAUUUCCGUGAAUGGGGCAACCUUGCUCUAGCCCGAAUUUUCCAAGGCCUCGUGUCGGUUGUCAGCUGGGGCAUGUCCAUUGGGCAGGCCGUUUUUUGACACCCAGAAAUGCCCUUUCUGUUUCCGUCCAGUACUGGUACUCACGUUCGCUCUGAUGGCUGUGGGCACUGGAAGGUUGGAGCAGCAUGUGACAUCCCAUGGGGUGGCCAGGAGCAAGGCGCCAGGACGGGCAUCUCCUGAGGCUCCUCUGGUGCCCGCUCACCUUUGUUCUUGGGACGGUUCUGUCCCCUGGGGUCUGCUACGCCUUUGCCUACGCUUAGCUGUAGCUGCCCACUAUCUGCCGUCAGGCACGCUGCCCCCACUGGCACUACAGGUGACAGGAUGUGGAGUAGAGCCCCGUGCCCCGGGAGGGGCCUCAGAGGACUCGGAUCUGGGUUCGAGGCUCGAUCGUGCCCGUUCUCGGCAGGGAGAUCUUGGGGAUGCUGCCAGCCCUGUGUGUGUGUCCCCGGUGUGAGACAAGGGUGCCCGGCUGUGCUCUGACUCCCAGGGUUAGCGAGUGCAGGUCUGAGCCGAGGCUCUGGGUGGAGGUUCCCACCCGGCACUAGAGCCCUCACGGGCUGCGGCUGUCACAGCGGGCAGGGCUCGACCAAGGGGGUGACAUUUUCCUGUCCUUGUGUUUUACCACUCCUCGUGGUGCCUGGUACCUCAUAGAGUUUCUGCCUCAGUAGGGGUUUUUUAACUGCCAUUUUUAUAAAAUGAAAUAUACUUAUUUUUAGACAUUCCAAUCAAAAUUUAAGGUGUAUGAAAAGUGAAAUGAAAUUUUCCUUUAUAUUGAGGUAAACCGUUAGUAUUUUGGAUUGCGCUGUGCGGUCUGUUCAGUGACUCGAGCUUUUUAAUUGUGUAAAUAACACAUGAUUAUAGAAACACAGCAAGUCGAGAUUAGCUGAAAGGGGAAGUAUGGCUGCUGGGAGUUGACCGCUCGCCCUGGGGACGGGUUAGUGAUGGAUCUGACCUGGUUGCCUCAGGGUUGCCCCUGGCGCUGUCCCUUGGCUGGGAGGCCAGACCGCAGACCGUGCUGGCAUGGGGCCUGCCUUUCUCCUCGCAGCCAGUUUUUUGGGGCCACAGCCCUCCUUGGCCCCUCCCCUGGCCCGCUUCUCACAGUCCUGUAUUUGCUCCAUUAGGUAUUACCUGGGUUCUAGACCCUGUGACCACUGCUGCAAUCACUUAGGAUGAGCACCCCAGGAGUGCUUAUCUGAGGUUCCUGCCGGGGCCCUGGAGGGACGUGUUCCCCGGAAACCAUCCCCAAGCACUCCUGCUGAUUGGGAGCCCGGCUGCCAGUAGGUGGGGGCUCUCUGGCCCCGUGCCUGCCGGUCUGGAGAACACACAGUGGUCCUCGCUGCCCUGCCUCACCCUAACUUACGUUUUUUCGGAGGAGCAGAGGUCAGGGCUGUGGGGUGCCUGGAGGGCCGUGACACCCCCAAAAGGGGAGUAGGAGUUUGGGUCCACUGGCCUGCCUGUGCCUUCAGCCUUCCUUGCUGAGGCCGUAGGCUCGACGGCUGGGACAGCAAAUGAUCUGGAUCAUCUCAUUCAAGUUGGCAAAGAUUUACCAUCCCUAGUUGGGGAAGGGUGUGGAGCAGCGGGAAGGAAAGUCGUGACUGCCGGACCAUGCAAAGUCUCCAGCCUAAAGCUGUGUGUCCUCUGCCGCCCAGCACUUCCGCUCCUGCAUAGACCCCGGAACAGCUUCAUGUGAAGAAGGAAAUGUCUGUGUCAGUAUUGUUGGCAUUAUUGUUUAGGUAGCAGGGUGGGGGUGGGGGGAGCCUUAAAAUUAAAAAAAAAGUUCAUCAGUUGAAGAACAGAUAGAAGGAUUGUUUGGGGGACUUUGGGACAUGAACCGGAGAGCCAGGGCUCUGUCUUCAAUGUCAGUAAAUGCUGUGCUGAGGAAGUUGCAGAAGGCAUAUACAGUUAGCCACUUAUGUAAAGUCAGAAGUCCUGUUUAUGUGGGCACAUUGUUCAAACUUUGUAGUGUUUCACUUUUUCUAUAAAAUGAGAUUGUAUUAUUAACUUCACAGGGCGACUGGGGCCGGGAUAAUGCAUGUAAAGUACUUAGACUAGCUUGCCGGCAUCGGGCGUCGCUGGCAUACAUUAAGCAGUGUUGUUUUGCAUAAUAUAUUUUCUGUGGACUCAGAUUAUAUGAAGUAAAAGUAUAAAACUGUGUAUUGUGGUAUGUGAUGGUCACGCGCUGCCUUCCCAGGGCAGGAGCUGCCGAGGGGCUCGGGGAGGGCACCUGGAGUCCUCAGCUGUCUUCCUUGUUUUUAAAAGUUGGUGAAGAUGGGGCCAGCAUGUUGAUUUGACGGGAUUCUGUGGUGGGUUCUUAACUGUUCGCCUAAGAUAUUUAAAUAAACAUAUUUUAAAGCAUG